CGCCUUUCACGCCUUAUAUAAAAGGCGCUUCCCAUCGAAAUGAACCAUUCCUCUCUCUCUCUCUCUCUCGCUCACACACACACACACACAAUCUUCCUGGCUAUGUUUGUUUUUUGUACAUCUUACAAGUGUAAUCUCUGAUCAUUAAAUUUCCGAGGGUAGAAGAUCUGUUUGCAUAUACACAAAAGUAGACACACAGAAUCAUCGAAUAUACAGCCCGCGUCUCCAAAUUUGAUUUUUCUUCUUUCCUAUGAACACAAUCCGUUUCAUGGCCACGAAACCUUGUUGUAGAAUUCUAAUCCAUGGCCGGAACUCGGCUUUUUUGGGCUUCCCAUUCCCACAAUUCCACCGUUCGUUCACCUCAAAUUCGCCCAAUUAUCGAUUGAAUUUCCACAGCUACCCACCUCGAAUCUUGGGCUUUAGAUUCGAAAUCAAUCAGACCCAGAAACCAGUUUGUGACCCAAAUUCAAUUUGGCGUCAAUCUAGGGCUUUCUUAACCAACUGUACUGGUAAUGGUAUGUGCAGAGCCGUGCGUGUGAUUGCUAGUGUUGCCUCAAAUGUCAGGAAUUAUUCGAGUUCGGUCGAGACUCGUUUGAACGACAAUAACUUCGAGAGGAUUUACGUUCAGGGUGGUCUGAAUGCGAAGCCUCUCGUGGUACAAAAGAUUGAUAGGGAUGAAAAUAUAGCGAGAGAUGAAGAAAAUACGGUAGAAUUUGCGCGUGAGAACGAAAAUAAUUUGCAUUUAGGGGCUUUGAAUGAGGCUGAGGCCGUUAGAGAGGAGUCUGAGAUAGAAAAGGAGGCGUGGAAGUUGUUGCAGAAUGCGGUUGUUAGUUAUUGUUCAAGUCCGGUGGGGACAGUGGCGGCGAAUGACCCCAAUGAUAAACAGCCGCUUAAUUACGAUCAGGUGUUUAUACGGGACUUUGUUCCAUCGGCUCUUGCGUUCUUGCUUAAGGGGGAGGGGGAAAUUGUGAAAAAUUUCCUCCUCCAUACCUUGCAAUUGCAGAGCUGGGAGAAAACAGUGGAUUGCUACAGUCCAGGGCAGGGCCUGAUGCCAGCAAGUUUCAAGGUUAGAAUGGUGCCUCUUGAGGACAGUAAAUUUGAAGAGGUCUUAGAUCCAGAUUUUGGGGAGUCAGCUAUUGGCCGUGUUGCUCCCGUGGAUUCUGGGUUGUGGUGGAUUAUCUUAUUGAGAGCUUAUGGGAAGAUCACUGGUGACUACGCAUUACAAGAAAGAGUGGAUGUUCAGACGGGCAUAAAACUGAUUUUAAACUUGUGUCUGUCUGAUGGGUUUGAUAUGUUUCCUUCUUUGUUAGUAACUGAUGGAUCUUGCAUGAUAGAUCGACGGAUGGGUAUCCACGGGCACCCCCUAGAGAUUCAAGCUCUAUUCUACUCAGCCCUACGGUGCUCCCGUGAGAUGCUUGCCUUAGAUGAUGGAUCCAAGAACUUGGUGAGGGCCAUCAAUAAUCGACUCAGUGCAUUGUCAUUUCAUAUCAGAGAAUAUUAUUGGGUUGAUAUGAGGAAGAUCAAUGAGAUAUACCGAUACAAGACAGAGGAAUACUCCACAGAAGCCACUAAUAAGUUCAAUAUCUACCCUGAACAAAUCCCUAAUUGGUUAAUGGAUUGGAUUCCAGAGAAAGGGGGUUAUUUGAUCGGUAACCUACAGCCAGCUCACAUGGAUUUUAGGUUUUUCACGCUUGGCAAUCUCUGGUCCAUUGUAUCGUCUUUGGGUACUCCACAACAAAAUGAGGCUAUUUUAAAUUUAAUUGAAGCCAAAUGGGAUGAUCUUGUGGGCCAUAUGCCUCUCAAGAUAUGUUACCCUGCUUUGGAAUAUGAAGAAUGGAGAAUAAUCACUGGUAGUGACCCUAAGAAUACACCCUGGUCAUACCACAACGGCGGAUCCUGGCCAACGCUUCUAUGGCAGUUCACUCUGGCAUGCAUUAAGAUGGGCAGAGCCGAACUAGCAAGGAAGGCAGUCUGUUUGGCUGAAAAAAGACUGUUGGUUGAUCGUUGGCCUGAAUAUUAUGACACCAGGAAUGGAAAGUAUGUUGGAAAGCAAGCCCGGCUUUACCAAACUUGGACAGUUGCUGGGUUUCUGACAUCUAAAAUGCUUUUGGAAAAUCCUGAGAUGGCUUCGCUCUUAUUCUGGGAAGAAGACUAUGAUCUCCUUGAGAUUUGUGUCUGUGCUCUUAGCAAAACCGGCAGGAAAAAAUGCUCUCGUGGUGCUGCCAAGUCUCAGAUUCUCGUGUAAUGAAGAGGCAUCUUUUGAAGGUGUAGACCUUCUCUACUGUACAGCCGCUAGUAUCGGAUAGAGUAACAAAUAUUUUUAAUAGGAUUGUGUUACCUGAAAAUUCGACACUGACAUAUUUUAACACGCCAAUGUAGAAUUAUCAUCUUUUUGUCACCCGAUCAUUUAAACGAGUUAGUAUGUGUAGGAAGUCAAAAGAAGUGAUUCUUUGAGAGAGCUGUAGAAUUAGUCAAUGGCACUCUGGCCAUUUUUAUGUAUUUUGUGUGUAAACUAUGACAUGCUCACAUAUGUGGAAUAAUAUGUUGAUGCGGAAAGUUCUGCUGGUCAUAUACCUCUGUUUUUGUCCCAAAAUAGCAUGAACAUAUCAAUAUACUU
This is a messenger RNA of Ilex paraguariensis (yerba mate), 2617 nucleotides long. The record is from the annotation of a GenBank genome assembly. Lineage: Eukaryota; Viridiplantae; Streptophyta; Magnoliopsida; Aquifoliales; Aquifoliaceae.